AUGAACAAUGUAUCGAUUCAAGGAGAUAUUCGUUAUAUAAACUUCGAAUUCGAUCCGUUCACGAUUCCAGUUCUUGCUGCAUUUGCUCCAAUAAUCUAUGUGAUUCCUACUGUUUUCAUAGUGAUAAAAAUAAUUAAAGUGUAUGUUCGAUGCUUGAUAAGGAAGAAACAAGAAUUAAUUAAUCCACAUGUGUUUUCAAUCAUCGUGCUCUCUCAGUUUUUGAGUUUCUGCUACAUGCUCGCCGACUAUUCAACUAUCCGUCUCCCAUCUACAGGAAUCAUGACUUCAUGGUGUGCUUCCGGACAACCAAGUCAUUUUCUGAAAGUCCUUUUCAUGCUCUCAGUUUAUUUCAAUUACACAUCCAUGCUUUUCCCAUUUUUACUGUCAAUACUAAGAUUGAUCCCUUUGUACCGCCCAUUCAAUCAUGAGAAACUAUCGGGUCGAAUCGUUAGUAUCUCCACACCUCUCAUUUUCCUGUACCCAUUUCUAUUCUGUUUCCCACUAUUCCCUGCACUUGGGACUUGUCUUCAACUCAAAGGGGAUUAUCACUUUGGAGCUAUCUUCAUUUUCUAUGAUCGAUCUUGGUUUAAUAUAAAACAAGCAAAUACUCUAUUUUUAAAUGUCAUAGCAUGGUUUUUCAUCAGUACAGUAACCAAUACAAUGCUCUAUCUGAAACUGAGGAAAUUAAGAAAUAAGAGAAGAAGUUUGAAGUUGCAACGAGCAGAGUUUUCAUUGUCUGUGACCACUCUCUCCAUGUUAUCCGCGUAUAUUACUAAUUUGGCAUUUGUGGCAGCCUUUAUAUUUCUGCCGGGUAGCUCCGCAUACCUGGUAGCCCUCCGACCGUAUGGAAAUGACUGUGACUUCGUUUCUGUUCCAUGGAUUUUCUAUCUUACUCAUCCCAUAUUUAAACAACAGAAAGUGUUGCCAACAGAAGAAGUACGACAAAAAUGGGCUGCAGUUGUUUUAAUGAAAAUUUCUUCUUGA
Caenorhabditis remanei is the source of this 984-nucleotide messenger RNA. RefSeq lists its product as uncharacterized. The transcript is spliced from 4 exons. Lineage: Eukaryota; Metazoa; Nematoda; Chromadorea; Rhabditida; Rhabditidae. The record is from RefSeq and is a predicted model, not a curated record. Bases 1 to 984 code for a protein of 327 amino acids.